Molecule: messenger RNA, 2682 nt
Organism: Molossus molossus (Pallas's mastiff bat)
Lineage: Eukaryota; Metazoa; Chordata; Mammalia; Chiroptera; Molossidae
Gene: TBC1D12
Product: TBC1 domain family member 12
Exons: 13
Coding region: 83-2392 (769 amino acids)
Source: RefSeq, a predicted model, not a curated record
CUAGCACCUAGGGCUAUUCCCGGGUCGAGCCUGCGCCGGGGAGUCUUCUGUCGCCUCCUCGGGCGGCACUCACCCGGCCCAGAUGGUGGGUCCGGAGGAUGCCGGAGCCUGCACGGGAAGAAACCCCAACUUGCUCCCUGUGCCAGCGCCUGAGUCGGCGGGCCAGGACGGGAAGAUGAUACGGGCCACGGGCAGCUUUGGCGGAGGCGUCGGCGCUGUGGAGCCGCCGGAGGAGGAGGGGGAAGAGGAGGAGGAGACGCCGCCUCAGCAGCUCCUUCAGCGUUACCUCGCGGCGGCCGGGAGGCAAGUGGAGCCUGGGCUGUGCUACCGUCCGCUCGCCGCCGGCCAGUCCAGCACUCCGCCCUCGGCAGCCCCGCGCUCGGACACCUGCCCGCCGGACCCGGGUUCCAAGCACCGAGGCGCGGAGGCGGCGGAUGCCGGCACGCCGCGAUACGGAGGCAUGACCAACGGGGACUCGGGAUUUCUGCCGGGCCAGGACUGUCGCAACCUGGAGGAGGCUCACGGGCUGGCUCGCGCUAGCGGCCGGGACCCACGCCACCGCCACCGCCGCCUCCGCCCGGAGGGGCCUGGCGACGAGGGCGCGGACGGCGCGGGCAGCCGGUCCGACUGGGCCGCACCGCUCGAGGACCCGCUGCGGAGCUGCUGCCUGGCGGCGGCGGACACAGAAGAGCCCGAGGGCGCGGGCAGCGGCGUGGGGGGCAGCACAGCCAGCGGUGGCAGCAGCAGCAAGGACUUGGAGCAGCUGGGAGCCGGUGCCGGGGGUCCCCAGGAAGGCACAUCCCCCGACACCUUGGCCGAGAGGACUAGCGGGGGCGCAGGCGCCGAGUCGCGCCUCGGCUUCUCCGACGUUCACUUGAACUCUCGGAACACGUUCGAGGUGAGCCGUCGCCAGAGCGCCGGCGACCACCUGCCCCCGGCAGGGCCGCCGGUGCCCUCGUCCGCCGCGGAGCAGGGCCCCGCGGGGACCUCGGCCCGGGCUCGACGAAGCGGUGGCUUCGCCGACUUCUUCGCCAGAAACCUUUUUCCAAAAAGGACAAAGGAACUCAAAUCAGUUGUCCAUAGUGCUCCUGGUUGGAAAUUAUUUGGUAAAGUUCCUCCCAGAGAGAAUCUUCAGAAAACUUCCAAAAUUAUUCAGCAGGAAUAUGAAGCCCGAACAGGGAGGACCUGUAAGCCACCACCUCAGUCUUCAAGACGUAAGAAUUUUGAAUUUGAGCCUCUUUCUACCACUGCCCUAAUUCUUGAGGAUCGACCAUCAAAUCUUCCUGCCAAAUCUGUGGAAGAAGCUCUACGUCACCGACAAGAAUAUGAUGAGAUGGUGGCUGAGGCUAAAAAACGAGAAAUUAAAGAAGCACACAAAAGGAAAAAAAUAAUGAAAGAAAGAUUUAAACAAGAAGAAAAUAUUGCAAAUGCAAUGGUAAUUUGGAUCAAUGAAAUACUGCCCAAUUGGGAAGUAAUGCGUAGUACGAGAAGAGUUCGAGAAUUGUGGUGGCAGGGAUUGCCCCCUAGUGUUCGUGGGAAAGUUUGGAGUCUAGCUGUAGGAAAUGAACUAAAUAUCACUCCUGAACUUUAUGAAAUCUUCCUAUCAAGAGCAAAAGAACGGUGGAAAAGCUUCAGUGAAACAAGUUCAGAGAAUGAUACAGAAGGUGUAUCUGUUGCUGAUCGGGAGGCCAGUCUGGAAUUAAUUAAGUUGGACAUAUCCCGUACAUUUCCAUCUCUCUACAUCUUUCAGAAGGGUGGCCCAUAUCAUGAUGUCUUACAUAGUAUCUUAGGGGCAUAUACAUGUUACAGACCUGAUGUUGGUUAUGUCCAAGGGAUGUCCUUCAUAGCAGCAGUUCUCAUUCUCAAUUUGGAAGAGGCAGAUGCCUUCAUUGCAUUUGCAAAUCUCCUGAAUAAGCCAUGCCAGUUGGCCUUCUUUCGUGUGGAUCACAGCAUGAUGUUGAAAUAUUUUGCAACAUUUGAAGUAUUUUUUGAAGAAAAUCUCUCCAAACUAUUUCUUCAUUUCAAAUCUUAUAGUCUUACGCCAGACAUAUACUUGAUAGACUGGAUCUUCACCCUAUAUAGCAAAUCACUACCACUUGAUCUGGCAUGUCGAGUCUGGGAUGUAUUUUGCAGAGAUGGGGAGGAAUUUUUAUUUAGGACUGGAUUAGGGAUCCUCCGGUUAUAUGAAGAUAUUCUCCUACAGAUGGAUUUUAUUCAUAUAGCACAGUUUCUAACUAAAUUACCAGAAGAUAUUACAUCAGAAAAGCUGUUUAGCUGCAUUGCAGCAAUUCAAAUGCAGAAUAGCACCAAAAAAUGGACUCAGGUCUUUGCAUCUGUAAUGAAGGAUAUCAAAGAAGGAGACAAGAAUAAUAGUCCUGCUCUGAAAAGCUGAUCUUCAAAAUUAACAGACUAAUUGGAAUACAAAUAUUUUUUUUUUAUAAAAGCUUUUUGUUUCCUAUGUAAAAAGCUUGGAGAAAUCUAAAAGAAUCAAGAUAUGGAAAACUGCUGAUUUCGAAUUCCAUGGCUGAAGUAAAUGAAAUAAGUAACCUAUUGACAGUAUUAAUAAAAAAGUAUUUUGUAGGGAGAGUCAUUUUACAAAAGAAAAGUUUAAAUGGCUAGUUCGUAUACCAUGAUUUGGAGUGAACAGUAAUGCAAUAAAAUUUUUUUACAGCUUUGGAAAUA